GCUAGGAAAAUAUUAAUAACGAGGAAAAGAAAAGAAAAAGUAUGUUUUCUAUCUAAGCAAUGAAAUGUGAACCCUCAAUUAUUUGUAAAUUUCAUGGAAACACGAGGGGUGGUUCCUUCAUUUGUAGUAUAUAAAGGCCCAAGUUUGCAGUUUUGGCUACAAAAGCACCAAGAGUGAUUAAUUAUAGCAUCUUUUUAAGUGAGCAGAUGGAGUACUGGAAAUGGUUGAAGAUGGUAGUGGUAGCGUUAAUAAUGUUAGGAGAAGGGUGGAGUAAUGAGGGGUGCUUGGAGGAAGAAAGGUUAGCUCUCUUCCAACUCAAACCUUUCUUUCCUUCCAUUGAUUCUAGAAUUGAUGGUUCAAUGUACGGCCCAAUUAUCGAAGAAAAAGAGACUUCAUCAGAUUGUUGUGAAUGGGAAAAUAUUGAGUGUAGCUCAAUCACUGGACGUGUCACCCAUCUUUUCCUUAAUCUUGCGUACACUCCUCCAACCUCCUAUGAUUUAGUUUAUUCAUAUGACUCAUAUGACAGAAGAACAGGAAACAACGAAUAUUGGUAUCUCAACACUUCUUUGUUUCUUCCUUUUGAGGAAUUGCAAAGUCUUUUUUUGAGUGGGAAUUCCAUUGUUGGUUUUGUGGACAACCAAGGUUUUGAAAAACUAUCAUCGAAAUUGAAUAAGUUAGAAAUCCUCGACUUAAGUGACAAUUAUUUCAACGAUAGCAUUUUAACAUCCUUAAGUAAACUUUCAUCGCUCAAGUCUUUGAAUCUAGCAGGCAACAAUUUCAUAGGAUCAAAUCCUAUUGACGGUUUAAAGAGGUUAUCAAAAUUGAAGAAUUUGGAGAUUUUGGAUUUAUCUCACCACAAUUAUAUAGCAAACAUUUCAUCCCAACUAAAUGAUUUUAGCUCUUUAAAAUCAUUGAGAUUGCAGGAUUGUGGAUUGGUGGGAAGUAUUGAUAUGCUAGAAUUCAAUAGUUUUAUCAACUUGAAGGAGUUGUACUUAGGCUCAAAUCAAAUUGAGAGCCUUGGGUUUUCUUCCUACGAUAAAGAACAGUUGAGAUUGAACAAACUUGAAGUGCUUGGUAUAAGUGAAAAUCUAUUGAAUAGCAGCGUAUUUUCAUCCCUUUCUCCGCUCUCAAAUUUGAAGUCUUUGUAUUUAAUUUCAAACAAUUUAGAAGGGCCGAUACAUAUGAAAGAUCUAAAUGCUUUCAGCUAUUUAGAGAAGUUGAUCUUAUUGAACAACAAGGUGACAGAAUUUGUUCCAUCACAAGAUAAAGAACAGUUGAGAUUGAACAAACUUGAAGUGCUUGGUAUACGUGAAAAUCUAUUGAAUAGCAGCGUCUUCUCAUCCCUUGCUCCACUCUCAAAUUUGAAGUCUUUGGAUUUAAGUUCCAACAAUUUAAAAGGGCCGAUACAUAUGAAAGAUCUAAAUGCUUUCAGCUAUUUAGAGAAGUUGUUCUUAUGGAACAACAAGGUGACAGAAUUUGUUCCAUCACAAGGUUUAAGGUUGAUGAAUUUGACAGUGCUUGAUUUGUUUGGCAAUCUCUUCAACAAUACCAUUUUGUCAUCUUCGGAACACUCUCAAAUCUAAAGACUUUGUCUUUAGGAGGCUCCAAUUUGGAAGGAACAAUAGAUAUUAAAGAAUUAGAUGGCUUGAGCAAUUUGGAGGACCUCCAUAUGAGCUGCUAUCCAAUUGGUACUACUAAAAUAAAAUUGUGGCUGAUUCCAAAUUUAAUUUAAAUGUACUAAUUACUUGUUAGUUUGAUUAAUUUGAUAUAUUCCAAAGAAAUAAAGUAAAUAUAAAUAUACUAUUUGAUAGGCCGAUUGCAAUCUUCGGCUACAAUCAUUAGAUUUAUUCUCAUCAUUGAAGACUCUUUCCUUGGACGGAGUUAAUUUAAUUGAUUCUCAUUCUCAAAUCAAUCCACAUGAGUUGCAGAAUUUGGAAUUCAUGCACAUAGAAGAUACUUCUCUUGAAAACAACUUUCUUCACAAAAUUGGUGCAAUGCCUUCUAUCAAGCAACUAAGCUUAACGGGUUGUGGACUCAAUGGCACCUUACAUACCCAAGGUUUUUGUGGCUUGACAAAUCUCAGACUCUUGGAUAUGAGCAACAAUAAUCUGAAGGGUACUUUGCCAGAAUGUUUUUACAAUUUCACAUCUCUUGAGAAUUUAGAUCUCUCUUCCAAUCAGUUAUCUGGAGAUGUAUCUGCCCUUAAGUCUUUAACAUCCCUCGUAGAGUUGAGACUUUCAAACAAUUAUUUCAAAAUCCCAAGCUCAUUGGAGCCCUUCUUCAACCUUUCAAAACUCAAGCAUUUCAAUGCGGACAACAAUACCAUAUACAUUGAAAGUGAGAUGCAACCUUUGGCCCCAAGAUUCCAAUUGAACCUUAUCAGUUUAUCUAGUUGUGGAGAUGUAGGACAAUUUCCUCAUAUUUUGUUCCAUCAACAUGACUUAAGGCAAGUUUAUCUCUCUAACAACAACUUUAGAGAGGGAUUUCCAAAUUGGUUGUUGAAUAACAACGCAAAUUUGGAAAGGUUAGUUCUUGCUAACAGCUCUCUCCAAGGUCAUUUUGAGUUACCUUUCCUUCCGCAUACGGACUUAUCGUAUUUGGAUGUCUCAGAAAAUUCAUUCUAUACCAAUCUUCCAAUUGAUAUUGGGGAAAAACUACCAUCAUUGUCGUUUCUGAACAUGUCAAAAAAUCAAUUUCACGGUAGCAUUCCUCUUCGAUUGGUGAUAUGAAUUUCUUAGAAGCCUUGGACUUGUCCAAUAAUCAAUUGUCUGGUGGGCUACCCGAGCAUUUGACCAUGGGCUGCUUUUCAUUAACUUCCCUUGCACUGUCCAACAACAAAUUGCAAGGGCAGAUGUUCUCUUCAAAUGUUAACCUUACAAAGUUGCGGGAGUUGCACUUAGAUGGGAAUCAUUUCUCUGGGAAGAUCCCAGAUUCCUUGUCUAAUUGCUCCUUUUUGUCAACAUUGGAUUUAAGCAAUAACGUGCUUUCUGGGGAGAUACCAAUGUCGAUGGAGAAUAUGUCAAGUUUGUCAACAUUGGAUUUAAGCAAUAACGAGCUUUCUGGGGACAUACCAAGGUGGAUGGGGAGUAUGUCAAAUUUGGAAGAAAUUGUGAUGGCAAAUAAUCAUCUUGAAGGUCCAUUCCAAAGGAGUUUUGCCAUCUUAAUGAUCUUAAACUUCUAGACCUUUCAGUGAACAACAUAUCUGGGCGUCUUCCAUCUUGUUUCAGCCCUUUAUGGAUAAGUCAAGUUCAUUUAUCAAGAAACAAGCUAGAAGGGGCACUCACAAAUGUUUUUCAUAAUAGCACUAGCCUGGUGACAUUAGAUCUCAGCAAUAAUCACUUAACUGGGAAAAUUCCACGUUGGAUUGGCAACCUUUCUCGAUUGAGUUUUCUUUUGCUAAAUAACAACCAUUUUGAAGGUGGGAUUCCAAUUCAGUUAUGCAAAUUGGGCCAGUUAAGCCUGAUUGAUCUUUCCAAUAACAAUCUUUCAGGUACAAUUCCACCUUGCCUGAAGAUUACAGCACUGAAUGAAAUAUCCCAAGAAUAUGUUCGUUAUGUCACUGAUAUUGCUCAACCUCCCAGUUCUUUCUCCAUUGAUGAACCGAUAGAGUUCAGAGUGAAAAGCAUGUCUUACUCUUAUAAGGGAAUUGUUCUCACAUACUUAUCUGGAAUUGAUCUCUCUUGCAACAAGUUGACAGGUGAGAUUCCCAGCGAAGUGAAAAACUUGCGAAAUAUUUAUGCUUUGAAUUUGUCUCACAACAAUUUGAUAGGACCAAUCCCACCGGCGUUUUCCAAUCUGAAGCAAAUUGAGAGUCUCGAUCUUUCUCACAACAACUUGAGCGGGAAAAUCCCUCCACAACUUGUGGGGUUAUAUAGGUUGUCUUAUUUCAGUGUGGCAUACAAUAAUUUAUCUGGAAGUACACCUGCAUGGACUGCACAAUUUGCAACAUUUGACGAAAGCAGCUAUGUGGGAAAUCCUCUUCUCUGUGGUGAUCCAUUGAAGGACUGCUCAACAUCAGGACCAUCAGCAUCUUUAUUGCCAAAAGCAUCGACUGAAAAUGGUUUGAUUGAUAUGAUUUCCUUUAUGUGACUUUCGUUGUGUCUUAUGUUAUGGCAAUCCUGAGUAUUGCAUGUGUGCUUUACAUUAAUCCAUACUGGAGACAAGCAUGGUUCUAUUAUGUUGGGUCAAUAAGCAAUUGCUGCUACUAUUUUUUGGAAGACCAUAUUCUGCCUAAAAGGCUCCACUGUGGAAAUAUGUAAGGCAAUGUUAAGUUCACAUUUUCUCUACU
Molecule: messenger RNA, 4288 nt
Organism: Gossypium raimondii (Peruvian cotton)
Lineage: Eukaryota; Viridiplantae; Streptophyta; Magnoliopsida; Malvales; Malvaceae
Product: receptor-like protein 13
Exons: 12
Coding region: 207-1583 (458 amino acids)
Molecular function (GO): protein binding
Source: RefSeq, a predicted model, not a curated record